This is a messenger RNA of Cantharellus anzutake, 669 nucleotides long. RefSeq lists its product as uncharacterized. Gene Ontology annotation, biological process: regulation of DNA-templated transcription. The coding region runs from base 132 to 536 and encodes 134 amino acids. The transcript is spliced from 2 exons. Gene Ontology annotation, molecular function: DNA-binding transcription factor activity, RNA polymerase II-specific; zinc ion binding. Lineage: Eukaryota; Fungi; Basidiomycota; Agaricomycetes; Cantharellales; Hydnaceae. The record is from RefSeq and is a predicted model, not a curated record.
UUAAAUCGCAUGCUAUAUCACAUAAAUGAACUACAAUAGUCCUACGUGCUCACUGUCUUUCCAGUGAACCUUUCCCCCAUUAGCAGUGCAACACUUGUACAACGUCGCACACGCUGAAGUGUCUAUCUCCGAUGAAGUCAUUUAAUGCCCUAACUUCUACGCACCCUGAUUCUCGCCGUCGUUCCCGAUGUCGCGGCAGCGUCUCUCGUCCCUCAUCUCCUCUGAGGAAUCGUGACAUUUCAGGGUGCCUUAUCUGUCGUCUGCGAAAGAAACGUUGCUCACUGGGGAGCGAAGGGAAGAACAAUGGGUCGUGCUCUGAGUGUAGCAAAUUUCACAUUGAAUGUUUUGGAGCCGGACUCUCUCGGCCUCCGGUGGGCAUAAUUUCACGUCAGGGUCGGAACGGAGAUUCAGCUGCUCUCACAGAUAGACAAGGAACCGGUGCUGAACACAAUAAGCCUCUGGAUAAAGGAGAAGAAAUGGAAAUCGGACCGCCAAUCGCCCCGCCUACAGCUCCCAGCUGUAUUGCAAAGCCUUGAGCCACCUAUUGCUCAACUCGUGGAACAAUUCCCCACAAUUUUCAAUCAUACCAACCAGCUUUCAGUCCCCGUUGCUUCUUACGACGCGUCAUCCACGGAUGAUGAGAAAGACAACGAAGAACGCAAAUAUCCA